Messenger RNA from Symsagittifera roscoffensis, 1644 nucleotides. RefSeq lists its product as uncharacterized. The transcript is spliced from 4 exons. Bases 1 to 1644 code for a protein of 547 amino acids. Lineage: Eukaryota; Metazoa; Xenacoelomorpha; Acoela; Convolutidae. The record is from RefSeq and is a predicted model, not a curated record.
AUGAUCAACUUGAUCUUGCAAAGCAACUUCUACGAGCUGCCCUUUUCGGGAACUGCUGAGAUGCGGAACAUGUGGGCGUUGACUAAUUGUGACAUACCAGGACUGUUCAUUGUGAAAGUAAACCAGAAAGCAGAUGGCCCUUCCUUCCAACCAAUCACAGACGUCUAUCACGGAGGAGCCGAACACGAGGUGCACUGCACAGGUGACAUCCAGCCAAAGGUGUUUGCUAUGAAAGAUGGCCAGCAGCAGUUCUCGAUUGAAGAAUGCAUAGUUCCUUUUUUUAGUAGUAUCCAGAUCCUUUUCGAAAUAUCAGCUGGUAAAAGAGCAGCAGCAAACGUUUCAUAUGACCGGCCAUCUGCUAUACUUUCAGGCAAUGCCCCCUACUCAUUUUCAGCUGAUCAACAUGUCCAGGUUUUCAUAAUUCUUGAUGGUGUUCGAGUGCUUUUACCGGAAAAAGUAGUGUCCUUUUCUCAGCCUGCUGACGAAAUUUCGUUUCAAGUUGCGUCAGCAUCUUCUUUCGGAGUUUCGACCUUUGUCUUCGACGCUAUUCCGACUGUCUUUUCGAACGAAACCAGACUUCUGAUAACCCAACUCGCAUCAGACAAUUCGAUGCGCACAGACAGUGUUAACUUUAAUCCAGAUUCAUCUGCUCCUCAAAUUCAGAUCCAAAAUACGGACUUCGAAAUAGUCAGUUUUUCUCUGCAAGACGAUUCAGGGCCAAAAAGAAUAACUGCAAACACACUGGUUGCGACAUCGUCCAAUACAGUGUCGACUGGAACUGCAAGCUCGAAGUGCAUGGAAUGGGAAAGAGAAGAGUCUCGAAAGGACUACUCCUUGUGCAGAAGCCAUCUGGAGAAAUGGUACGGCUGUCCUCGCCAACUGAGUUCUGACAGAUUCAACGCCAGCUGGAGUGACGCGCAAUGGGCCCAUGAGGAAGUGCUCAACGGGAUAACUGGUUGGAAGUACGACAUCUGCUGUAAUCAUGACACAGAUUUGCGAAAAAGACUGCAUGACAUCGGAUUUUGCAAUAAGUCCUUCUGCGAGUUCAAUCAAGGUGCUGAUUUUUGUAUCAGAUCUCCUAGACUUGCAUGUUUUGAGAAAAAUUCAAUGAAGAUUAUAUACGUGUCGAACCAAUGCUGCUAUGAGUCAGCAACUGGAGGUUUAAUUCAAGCGAGCGAUGAGUCUACUGCCCCUGGGAGCGUGGAUCUUCAGAUCAACUCAAUUCCCACAAUGGCCGCCCAUUUUCGUGCCGACCUCCAACCGUAUAAACAUUGUUGUUUGCAAUCCGAAAAUUGUCAGCUUUAUAAAACUCACCGACCCACAAUUAUAGGUAACUACUGGCCUAGAAAUAUUCUUUUUGGACGUGGAGAUCCAGAUUUUCAGACGGUCGAUGGGCAGAGCUACCCGUUCAAUGGGAUUGGAGUUUUCACCCUUUUUGAGACAACCUUGGAAGACUCGACGAUGGUGGAAGUGAGCACUCGACGAGUGGGCGACGGAAGCGUUUUCUCAGGUAUUGCGAUUCAACACUCUAGUGACACAUUGCAACUGUUUCUGAACAAAAACAACGAGCUCCUACUUGUAAUAAACGACCAAGAUAUGAACCUGCACACAUUUGACCAGUUUUCGGUGGGCAUUUUUUGUUGA